Daphnia carinata is the source of this 3689-nucleotide messenger RNA. Its product is annotated as DNA-directed RNA polymerase III subunit RPC2-like. Bases 213 to 3626 code for a protein of 1137 amino acids. The transcript is spliced from 19 exons. Lineage: Eukaryota; Metazoa; Arthropoda; Branchiopoda; Diplostraca; Daphniidae. Gene Ontology annotation, cellular component: RNA polymerase III complex. Gene Ontology annotation, molecular function: ribonucleoside binding; DNA binding; DNA-directed RNA polymerase activity. Gene Ontology annotation, biological process: DNA-templated transcription. The record is from RefSeq and is a predicted model, not a curated record.
GUUUGCGCCUGGGUACCAAUUUCUUCCACGUGCUAGAAGCGUUGGCUUAAAGGCUCCCUUGAACAUUUUGAGAAAGAACAAGAUUGUGAGACUAUGUAAGUUGUGAAACAAUUGAAUUAGAUGACAACGGAAAUUUUAAAAUUAGAUUAAGUGGCAGAACUGUGAGACAUAAUAAGACAGAUAAUUGUGACAAAAACUGUGAAACUAAGAAGAUGGGAGAAUCACACAGGGAUAUUUAUGGAGAUCUUGAAAAAUUAUUAGAACCAAUUAAGACUGUUGAGGAAAAAUGGAAGUUGGUUCCGGCUUUUCUCAAGAACAAAGGGUUGGUUAAACAGCAUAUUGAUUCGUACAAUUACUUCAUCAAUGUGGACAUCAAGAAAAUUGUUAAAGCAAAUGAAAAGGUAGUGAGCCAUGCUGAUCCAACAUUCUACCUAAAGUACUUGGACAUUCAUGUGGGAAAACCAGAUUCCAUAGAAGACAUGCACCAUUCUCGGCUGACCACUCCUCAUGAGUGUAGGUUAAGAGACAUGACUUACUCAGCUCCAGUUACUGUUGAUAUCGAGUACACCAGGGGACAGCAAAGAGUUAUACGCAAUGGUAUUUCUAUUGGAAGAAUGCCAAUCAUGUUGAGGAGCUCAAACUGCACAUUGGCUGGUAUUUCACCUGCAGAAAUGGCAAAAAAGAAUGAAUGUCCAUAUGAUUGUGGUGGUUAUUUCAUUGUUCGGGGAAAUGAAAAGGUGAUCUUAAUUCAAGAACAAAUGUCGAAAAAUCGGAUGAUUGUUGAGCAAGAUAGAAAAGGAAACAUGUCAUGUCAAGUGACCAGCAGUACGCACGGAACGAAAACGCGCACCAAUGUGAUCAUGAAUAAAGGAAAAUACUAUUUGAAGCAAAAUAGUUUUCAGGAUGAUGUCCCUGUCGUCAUAGUUUUUAAAGCUAUGGGGAUUUUGGCUGAUCAAGAAAUAGUCCAAAUGAUUGGCACUGAUGAUCGUGUAAUGACGGCAUUUGCGCCCUCAUUAGAAGAAUGUGUGCGCGCAUCGAUCUUUACUCAACAGCAAGCACUGAAGCAUUUGGGCAACAAACUGCGUCAAAGGCGUUUUUUUGGGGGUCCAAAGAAAACGCCUGUGGAAGAGGCUAGAGAGAUGCUUGCCACCGCCGUUUUAGCCCACGUUCCGGUGGACAAUUUCAACUUUAAAGCUAAAGCAAUGUAUUUAGCUUUGAUGAUUCGCCGGGUCAUUCAAGCCGAAAAUGAUCCAACGUCAGUGGACGACCGUGAUUAUUAUGGCAACAAGCGCAUGGAGUUAGCGGGUUCACUACUUUCCCUCUUGUUCGAAGAUUUGUUCAAGCGGAUGAAUUUCGAAUUAAAGGCAAUUGCGGACAAGAACAUUCCCAAGGUUAAGGCGGCCCAGUUUGAUGCAAUUAAACAUAUAAGGACCGAUCAUAUAACUUUGGGGUUAGAAAAUGCCAUUGCUACUGGAAACUGGACGAUUAAACGCUUCCGAAUGGAAAGGCAAGGCGUCACACAAAUGCUUUGCCGCUUGUCUUACAUCUCUGGACUUGGGAUGAUGACGCGGGUGAAUUCUCAAUUCGAAAAGACACGCAAAGUAUCUGGUCCCCGUUCUCUCCAACCUUCUCAGUGGGGUAUGUUGUGUCCGUCAGAUACACCUGAAGGAGAGGGAUGCGGGCUAGUAAAAAAUCUGGCGUUGAUGACUCAUAUUACGACGGAGGCAGAGGAAGAACCCAUCAUCCGAAUUGCACAGAACAUGGGAGUUGAAGAUAUUAAUCUAUUCAGUGGGGAAGAGAUCAGCGACCCGAAUAUAUACACCGUUUUCCUCAACGGAAAUAUUCUAGGACUCGUCAAAGAUUACGAACGCUUGAUCCGAUAUUUCAAACUGGCUCGCCGCCACGGCUACAUCAACACCUAUGUUUCCAUUUAUCCGCAUUUUUUAACAAGAGCCGUUUACAUCAGCUGCGAUGGUGGCCGUCUAUGCCGGCCAUAUAUAAUCGUCCGAAAAGGAAAACCAGCUGUAAUAGAAAGACAUAUGCAAGAACUGGCAGAUGGCUUUCGGACAUUUGAAGACUUCACUCAUGACGGGCUGAUAGAAUUCUUGGAUGUGAAUGAAGAGAAUGAUAGCAACAUUGCUGUGUACGAGUCGGAUAUCACCGUAGAGACGACUCAUCUUGAAAUUGAGCCAUUUACUUUGCUUGGCGUCUGUGCAGGAUUAAUUCCGUAUCCUCAUCACAACCAAAGUCCGCGAAAUACUUACCAGUGCGCCAUGGGAAAACAGGCGAUGGGUACCAUCGCGUGCAACCAACGAAACCGAAUUGAUUCGCUCCUCUACAACCUGGUUUACCCACACAAACCAAUGGUAAAGACACGCACGAUUGAGCUCGUCAAUUUCGAAAAUAUUCCAGCUGGCCAAAAUGCUAUGGUCGCCGUGAUGAGCUAUUCUGGAUUCGAUAUCGAAGAUGCUACAGUUUUAAACAAAGCCUCUUUGGAUCGAGGUUAUGGGCGGUGUUUGGUUUACAAGAAUGCAAAAUGCGUGUUGAAGCGGUAUAGCAAUCAAAGCUCAGAUCGUGUUAAUGGUCCUAUGGUUGAUCCAACAACCAAGAAACCAACAUGGAAACAUGAAAUUAUCGACAUGGAUGGCUUUGCUUGUGUCGGGCAACCUGUUCAACCUAAACAGGUGCUAAUCAAUAAAACUAUGCCGACCGUUCCCGUGGUUACUGUUGCACCAGGAGCAUCGGGUGCGCCCGCUGCGGCUCCAAUGCCAGAAUAUCGUGACGUCCCCAUCACAUAUAAAGGACCGAUUCCUUCAUAUGUUGAAAAGGUUAUGUUUUCUUCCAAUGCCGAAGAGGCAAACAUAAUUAAAAUCCAAUUACGGCAGACCCGGCGACCUGAAAUCGGCGACAAAUUCAGCAGUCGACAUGGUCAAAAAGGAGUUACCGCCCUCGUUGCAGAGCAAGAAGAUCUACCAUUUACUGAACUUGGCAUUUGUCCUGAUGUGAUCAUGAAUCCCCAUGGUUUUCCAUCUCGAAUGACGGUUGGUAAACUUAUCGAGCUUUUGGCUGGAAAAGCGGGGCUUAUGGAAGGCAAAUUUCACUAUGGAACUGCUUUCGGCGGAUCUAAGGUCCAAGACGUUAGUGAAGAAUUGAUCAAGCAUGGAUACAAUUAUCAGGGUAAAGAGUGUAUGACUUCUGGAACAACAGGGGAGCAGCUGACAGCUUAUAUUUAUUUUGGACCUGUAUACUAUCAAAAGUUGAAGCACAUGGUGAUGGAUAAGAUGCAUGCGCGUUCGCGUGGACCACGAGCUGUCCUGACACGGCAACCUACUGAAGGUCGUGCCCGCGAUGGGGGCCUUCGCCUUGGUGAAAUGGAACGCGAUUGUCUCAUCGCGUACGGAUCUAGCAUGCUAAUCUUGGAGCGAUUGAUGAUAUCCAGUGAUGCGUUUGAUGUUGAUGUUUGCAAUCAGUGUGGUCUCAUGGGAUAUUUUGGUUGGUGCCACUAUUGCAAAUCAAGUGCUUCCGUUUCUUCCAUCCGUAUUCCCUACGCUUGCAAGCUUCUUUUUCAAGAACUUCAAGCGAUGAAUAUUGCUCCACGUCUCAAAUUGGACAAGUAUUUUGACUAAUGUUGUGAUAGGUUGCUACAAAUUAAUCAUGGUAAACAUUACAAAAUUUAAGUGGUUAAAUAA